AUGGUCAACAAAUCUUCAUAAUUACAUGAAUACAAUUUCGCUGAUCAUCCUUUGUCUGGUGUUCCUGUUUGGAACGGUGGGGAAUGGCUUGGUGAUCUAUGUGACCGGUUUCAGAAUGAAAAGAACAGUCAACUCAAUCUGGUUUCUCAACUUGGCUGUGGCUGACUUCCUCUUCACCAGCUUUCUGAUCUUCCUAAUCAUCUCCCUGGCCAAGGACUACCACUGGCCUUUCGGAUGGUUUAUGUGCAAACUCAGCUCCGUCAUCGCCAUCGGAAACAUGUUUGCCAGCGUCUUCUUCCUGACGGCCAUAAGUGUGGAUCGCUGCCUGUGCACAUGGGUGGUGGUGUGGUCCCAGAACCACAGGACCGUCCGGAAAGCUCAGCUCAUAUGUGCUGGCAUCUGGCUGGCUUCUCUGGCCUGCAGCAUACCUUAUGGACAUUCUAGAUGUAUUUACGUCCGAAUGCAGUUCACUGUUUGUGCACUGUCCCAGACGGCCAAUAAACUUGCCCUCACUCACUUCCAAUUCGUCAUGGGCUUCCUCAUCCCCAUGCUGGCCAUAACUGGGUCUAAUGUCGCCAUAGGUGUGCGAAUGAGGCGCUUCAACCGAGCUAAGAGUAGGAAAUCUCUACGCAUUAUUAUUGCCAUUAUCCUUGCAUUUGUAGUAUGCUGGGUUCCCUACCACGUGCAUAAGUAUAUAGAAGCAUAUGGCUCCAAGGACAAAAUUGUCACAAUUCGAAGAUUUUUGGGACCAUUAUCAUCAAACCUGAUCACGGUAAACAGCUGCCUGAAUCCCCUGCUCUACGUCUUCAUGUGUGAUGAAUUUAUAAAGAAGCUCAAACAAUCUCUGUUUCAUGUCCUAGAGACUGCAUUGGCAGAAUAAUUCCCGGUCUAAUAU
Molecule: messenger RNA, 895 nt
Organism: Gadus morhua (Atlantic cod)
Lineage: Eukaryota; Metazoa; Chordata; Actinopteri; Gadiformes; Gadidae
Product: C3a anaphylatoxin chemotactic receptor-like
Exons: 1
Coding region: 26-880 (284 amino acids)
Biological process (GO): inflammatory response; complement receptor mediated signaling pathway; phospholipase C-activating G protein-coupled receptor signaling pathway
Cellular component (GO): plasma membrane
Molecular function (GO): G protein-coupled receptor activity; complement receptor activity
Source: RefSeq, a predicted model, not a curated record